Molecule: messenger RNA, 3447 nt
Organism: Talaromyces atroroseus
Lineage: Eukaryota; Fungi; Ascomycota; Eurotiomycetes; Eurotiales; Trichocomaceae
Exons: 9
Coding region: 1-3447 (1148 amino acids)
Source: RefSeq, a predicted model, not a curated record
AUGACAUUUUGCGGAGAUGACCGAGCAAUGAACACGCUGGAUGGGCUGCCUGUGGAGUUGAAGAUGUCUGUCCUAGAGCAAAUACCCGACAUCUCAUCCAUUCGUUCCCUUGCUCUAGCUUCCUCCAGAUACUACACAGUCUGCUCACAACACAUGUUCAAUCUGCUGCUUCGCCAAUACAAUGGCGAAGUAGAAAUAUCCGAAGCACUCGUCGCCCUUCACUCUGAAGGCGUCAUCGCUGAAGACCCCAGGAACAGAGACAAAAUCAUAGAAUUACUAGAUUGCCGACGCCGCGGAACACGCGAAGGCAAGAAAUACAAACAUGACUCCUUCAGCAUCGACGAAAUCAUCAAGUUGUUCAAAUUACACAAAGCUGCGAUCUACCUCAUGGAUGAUUUCUCUACUAGAAUCGAAGAGCCGCCUUGGUGGAAACCGGCAGGGCACCCAACGUGGAAGUCACUGGACCUCAAAUUCUCGCAUACGGAGCGCGCUCGGUUUUUUCGCGCUUUCUACCGUCUGCAGACUUGGCACUGUAUCUUUGGUGAGCCGGAAUGUUUCUCUUUCUCUCUAGCCUUGCGCAUAGAGACGCCCUAUAGACCGUCUUACAACGAAUGGGAGGACAUGACUUUUUCGCACGAGGAGGCAUGGCGCUUAAUUUGCGGAAGCAUACCGCCUUGGGAUGUCGAAGAAAUGUUAUGCCUGUUUCAAUAUAUGAAGCAAAGAUACAUUCGGAUCUACCGAGAAAUUCUCGCUGUGCUACUUCAUCUAGAUAGGGAUUCUGCAUCGUCGUCACCGCUAGAAUCCUCCUAUCUUGCUUCGUCACUGGGAGCGGCAUUUGAGAAUACAUGCAAGCGGCGAGCAAACAAUCUGCGCGAGGUCCUCGCUGCAAGGCUUCACGAAGUCAGCGGGCUUAAAAUGGAAGCCAAACUUCCGCUCCUCUCGCCGGCAGACAGAUACGAGCGCGACGACAUUGCAGAAGUGUUACAGCGCUGGGGAGAAGGCAAGCCUCUUCAUCGUGACCUAUGGCGGCAAAACGCUUUACCUCAUGUAUUCCGAGCCUUGCUAGUAUCUGUUCCGCCCUCCGCCAGCAUCAAAUGGCCAAUCCCAACACAAUACGAACAUGCGACGCUCUCCGAAGUUAUCUUCUACGCCUCCUUGAUACUGUCUCGCGUUAUUUUACACAUUCUUUUCACAUAUCAAAUGAGCAAAAUCCUUACCGUUUUCGGCGCCACGGGCAACCAGGGCGGCUCAAUCGCCAACUAUGUGAUCGCAGACCCCGUGCUCAGUAAGGAGUAUUCUGUACGUGCCGUGACACGAAACACGGAGCAGCUCGCUGCAAAGGCCCUCUCAGCAAAAGGUAUCGAAGUCGUCGAGGGCGACUUGGAUGACGUUGCAUCUAUCCAAACCGCCCUUAGAGAUGCCCACACCGUCUUCGCCACUACAGCAACAAUAUAUGAUGGCAGGACUAAAGAGCGCGAAGUCCGUCAAGGGCGAUCUGUGGCUGAUGCCGCCGUCGCUGCCGGCGUCAAGUACCUGAUUUGGAGCACCCUGUCCGCACCUACGAUAGAAUCCAAAGGGAAAUAUGCACGCGUGGAUUCCUUUGAUUGCAAAUAUGAAGUCGAGCAAUAUAUCCGUAGCCUUCCAAUAAAAAGUGCAUUCUUCGCGCCAGCAUCGUUUAUGCAGAACUUCUCAACCAAUAUGGCUCCUCAUCAUAUGAGCGAUGGCACCUUUGCCGUCGCCAACAUCCUCCGUCCGGAAUCAAAGCUACCGCUCAUCGAUACCGAGAAUGACACUGGCAAGUAUGUUGGUGCAAUUCUGGCUGAACCUGAGAAAUUUAAGGGCCAGAUUCUUUCUGCCGCCACCAAUUUCUACUCUAUGGAAGAGAUUGUGCAGACCAUGAGUCGUGUCAGCGGCAAGAUGGUCAAGUACAACCAGAUACCUGUCGAGGUAUUCGAGGGAUUUCUGCCUCCGGAAGCAGCGGACUGUCUGAUUGAAAUGUUGCUGUAUAUUGAAGAGUUUGGGUACUAUGGCAAUAUUAGAAAUCAGACUAAAGCAGAAAGGGAAAGGCUGAUUGUUAUUCCGUUAGCCCAACUUGCCGAAUCGGGCCACGACAGGACCUCAUGGAAUCCAGCAACCAAACGAGCCAUAUUCACUCCCGCCAGCUUUCGUCUGUAUGCAAAUAUUCUGAUCUUGUGUACCACCCUGGUGUUUAUCAAGAUGGUUUCAGCUUUGAAGCUCGUGUCUCCACAUGCCAAAGACAUCGAUAUCCCAACGUCAUCCUGGCCUGCAAAUCUGACCGUCAACCACCCCGCAGCCACGAGCAUCGUAUACCCAGAUGUCAACACUGAGCAUGGCCGAUUCGAAAUUACACACAUGGUAGCACUUCAUUCUUCGAACCAAAUUGUCCCCAAGUGGGACGGCGUUGCCGAAAAGACGAUAUUUAAGCUUCAGAAGAUGGAUCUCGAUUGGGGGGCAGUCGAAUGUUUCGAGUGUAAAGGAAGGCGAGGAAAAGUGCCCAGCACAGAGACUACUUUGUUUAUUACUGUAUACGACAUGCCACCGAUAACAAUGCCGCUUGUUACAUUUCUAGUCGAGAUCUACGAUAUUGCACGAUGUCGUGUAGAGAUGCGAGCUGCGGACGUAGGUCGCUAUGCGGGAACAGUGACCAGGAAAUAUAAGGAGCAAGCUUACUUGUCACCUGGGAGUAGGAUAUCCUUUGGUGAAGGGUUGAAAACUCCCGUCGAAGGUACAAUUGGAGGCAUUGUGGAGCUUUAUGAUGAUUCCGGCGUUCACAGAGAUACAUGUGCAUUGACCUGCCAUUCGUAUCUGCCUUCUCACAAUGUUACUCCAGAUACAAACAUGAAUAUUGGCCCCGGACCGCAACAACAUCCCCUUCAAAAUUAUGGAAUCAUUCGAUGUGCGUAUCCAAGUGAGAUAGUAUGGCAGGAUUGGUUUGAGCAAGUCAGCGACGACCUGAGAUGCGUCAACAGACAAAUUAAGGAGAUCGAAGAAGAGAUGAAUACCCGCGAAGAACAUGCAGAUAAGAUGCUCGAUUCUCUCAGGACUCACCUAGCGGAUUUAAAGUCACAGAACGAGCAACUCGACCAAACACUAGAGCGUAUAACAUCAGCUGAUUGCAGUAUCGGUACGGUUUGUGCAUUCUCAGGAAACCGUGUCAUACAAAACCAUCAUCUUGACUGGGCGCUUAUUGCAUUGGAUGAGGAUACACAAGCUUGUUUAAAGGAUGCUAAUACGAUACCAAAUGUCGUGCCAUGGGCCUUUGGAAAGAUUCGGUCACCUGACCGGCUUGACUAUCUCAGACCCGGGUUGACGGUCUUCAAGGCUCAAUACCCCGAUUUCACUGGCGGGACCGUGAAUGCAACGAAGAGCUACGUACGCUUUCGAGCAGGGGGUGAGGGUGAUCAAACAAUAGAAACAACUGAAUGA